Molecule: messenger RNA, 2537 nt
Organism: Pistacia vera
Lineage: Eukaryota; Viridiplantae; Streptophyta; Magnoliopsida; Sapindales; Anacardiaceae
Exons: 2
Coding region: 120-2276 (718 amino acids)
Molecular function (GO): DNA binding; protein dimerization activity
Source: RefSeq, a predicted model, not a curated record
UGUGCAGAGGAUUUGCAUUUUGCUGCCAAAGCUUGGUGAAAGAACUUGACUUACUCAUUGGGCAUGUUUAGGUUCUUGACUUUAUCGUAGGAUCUCUUGUUCAUUUCAAGUCCAUAAAAAUGGCUACUGAUGAUGUCUUCUACUUCAAUAUUUAUGACCAUGGAACAUUAGUGGAUAGGAAAAAGCGUCGAGUACAAUGCAAUUAUUGUGGUAAGGAAGUGAGUGGCUCAUGUCGUCUCAAGUACCAUUUGGGAGGUAUUCGUGGAGACGUGAUACCUUGUGAAAAGGCUCCUGAAAAUGUCAAGGAAACAUUUAGAAAAGAAUUGCUAGACAUAAAAAAAGCAAGUCUGAAUGAGCAAAUCAGAGAAACUAAAAACUUGGACUCUACACGGAAACAGGAUAGAUCCUCCGGAUGCAAUGGUGUCAAGCGUUUCAAACGUGAAGCCACUGGCUCUGAGAGUCGAAGCUAUACAGAGACGGAAUCUGAAUUAGAAGAAAGUGAGACACAAAGUGUUUCAAUUCUCAGCAAAAGGAUAGCUUUACAAACAGGCAUCAAUGCUGAGAAGAAAAAGGAUUCAAUAUCAUGGGAAACUCAAAAAUGUAUUGGUAGAUUUUUCUAUGAGAUGGGAAUUGAUUUCAGUGUUGUCAAUUCUUCAAGCUUUCGGGACAUGAUAAAUGCUCCUUUUUGUCAUGGUCAGCCAAAAUGUGAGAUCCCCAGUUGUCAGGAUCUGAAGGGGUGGAUUCUUCAUGAAGAAGUGAAGGAAAUGGAAGAGUAUGUGAAGAGGAUAAGACAAUCAUGGGCAAGCACUGGAUGUAGCAUCUUGUUGGAUGGAUGGAUUGAUGAAAAUGGUCGAAACUUGGUCAGUUUCAUUGUGGACUGUCCUCAGGGACCAAUUUAUCUCAGAUCAGCUGAUGUUUCGGCCAUUAUUGGUGAUGUUGAUGCUCUGCAGUUGCUUCUAGAUGGAGUUAUUGAAGAGGUUGGAGUUAAUAAUGUAUUUCAAAUAAUUGCAUGUUCUACAUCAGGCUGGAUGGGGGACAUAGGCAAGCAGUUUAUGGAAAGGCGAAGGUCAGUGUUUUGGACUGUGAGUGCAUCCCAUUGCAUUGAGCUGAUGCUUGAGAAGAUUGGUAUGAUGGAUUCUGUUCAGAGGAUAUUAGAUAAGACAAAAACCAUUACAAGGUUCAUUCAUGGCCAUGCAUCAGUAUUAAAAAUCUUCAGAGAUUUUACUGGUGACUGCAACCUUAUUAAGCCCUCCAUUGUGAGAUCAGCAAUGCCUUAUAUGACUCUAGAGAAUAUUGUCUUGAAAAAGAAAAAUGUGAUGGCCAUGUUUGUCUCAUCUGAGUGGAACACCUCAAACUGGGCUACUACUACAGAGGGAACAAGGGUUGCUAAUUUAGUGAAGGAUCAUUCUUUCUGGAGUGGAGCCAGGAUGGUUCUUAAGGCAACUAUACCACUUGUGCGUGUUCUGUGUUUGAUCAUUGGGGCUGAUAAACCACAAGUAGGGUAUAUGUAUGAAACCAUGGAUCAAGCAAAGGAGACGAUCAAAGAGGAAUUUAAUAACAAGAAAUCUGAAUAUAUGCCUGUUUGGAAAAUUAUUGAUGAGAUUUGGGACAAACAUCUCCAUAGCCCUCUACAUGCGGCUGGUUAUUACUUAAACCCAAGUUUCUUUUAUUCAAGUGAUUUCUUUAUUGAUCCCGAGGUUUCGUUCGGUCUGCUAUGCUGUAUUGUUAGGAUGGUGCAAGAUCAGCGGACUCAAGAUUUGAUAUCUCUUCAGCUGGAUGAGUAUAGACAUGCUAAGGGUGCUUUUAGUCUGGGGAGUGCCAUUGACCAAAUAAACAAAUAUUCUCCAGCCGAGUGGUGGUCUCAUUUUGGAGAGCAAUAUCCUGAGUUGCGGAAAUUUGCCACUAGAAUUUUGAGUCAGACAUGUGAUGGUGCUUCAAAAUAUAGUUUGAAGAGAAGUUUGUCUGAGAAGCUGAUGAAAAAGGGAAGGAAUUGUAUUGAACAACAACGAUUGAGUGAUCUGACAUUUGUUCACUAUAACUUGCAAUUGAAGAACUCCAAGUUAGUCCGGAAAGGUGACAUAGUGGCUGAUGAGAUUGAUCCAAUGGAUGAUUGGAUUGUAGAUGAAUCAUCAGAAACCGUAUCGGAAAAUGGUGACUGUGGAUGGAUGGAGUUGAACUACACUAAAUCUGAAGGGGUGACUAAUGUGGAAGGAGCUUCACUGUGCCAAGCAAAGGAAGAGCCCAGCUUAGACAUAGCAAAUAGCAAUAGUACUUGAUACUAGUUGAUCGGAUAGUGGCAUCUAAUAUGAGGUGUAUAAUCCUUCAAUGUAAAUGCUUUUUGGAAGGUGGUGUUUAUUAGGUCUGAAGUCUGUAUAUAUUUUUCUGUUAUCUUGAUGACAAACCAUGUUUAGGAAAUGUAAUGAAGUUCUUUUCAGCUGCGUGUAAAUUCACUUGCAUUGCCAAAUGCUGAGGCAGUUUGAAUGCUAUCAUAUAAACGAUAUUCUUGUACCAGACCAACAAGAAGAGUUUUUCACUCA